UCAUCGACGCUAACUUUUUAGGACCCCCAGCUAGCAUGCCUGCUGCUGCUGAAGCUGCCGCGGAGAGAGGCUGAUCGAUACCGGAUCGAUUAGAAAUGGCAGAAGUUAGUGUGAAGAAGGAGUCCAACCUCACGGACGCGGCGGACAUUGAAAACAGGAUCAAGGAGCUGUGCCAGCAGUUUCCACAGGGCAUUACAGACCAGGUGAUCCAGAACGACAUGCCUCACCUGGAGCCUCAGCAGAGAGCCAUGGCCAUCAACAAGCUGCUGUCGCUGGGUCAGUUGGACCUGCUGAGGAACAGUGCUGGUCUUCUGUACCGGAUGAAGGACACUCAGACAGCCAGUAAGAUGAAAGGCUCGGACAACCAGGAGAAGCUGGUGUACCAGAUCAUCGAGGACGCCGGCAACAAAGGGAUCUGGAGCAGAGAGAUCCGCUUCAAGAGCAACCUUCCUCUGACCGAGAUCAACAAGAUCCUGAAGAACCUGGAGAGCAAGAAGCUCAUCAAGGCCGUCAAGUCUGUCGCUGCGUCGAAGAAGAAGGUGUACAUGCUGUACAACCUGCAGCCGGACCGCUCGGUGACGGGCGGGGCCUGGUACAGCGACCAGGACUUCGAGUCCGAGUUUGUCGAAGUUCUCAACCAGCAGUGUUUCAAGUUCCUGCAGAGCAAGGCGGAGGCGGCGCGGGACAGUAAGCAGAGUCCCAUGGUGCAGAGGAACAGCUCCUUCGCCACGUCACAUGAAGUGUGGAAGUACAUCUGUGAGCUGGGCAUCAGCAAGGUGGAUCUGUCGAUGGACGACAUCGAGACCAUCCUCAACACGCUCAUCUACGACGGGAAGGUGGAGAUGACCGUCAUCGCCGCCAAGGAGGGCACGGUGGGCAGCGUGGACGGCCAGAUGAAACUGUACCGCGGCGUCAACGCCAUCAUCCAGCCCACCGGCCUGGUCAAGGUGCCCUGCGGCCUCUGCCCGGUGUUUGAUGACUGUCAUGAAGGAGGGGAGAUCUCUCCGUCUAACUGUAUCUACAUGGCCGAGUGGCUGGACUUCUGACCUCGACUCUGCUGCCUCAAACUUUUUCUCUGUGAUGAAAAACUCAUGUUUAGUUUUAUUUUCGCUCCGGCGCUCCGAUGUGAUGAUGUGAAUUUAUUUUGUAUUUAUAUAAAGAUGAAUAAACCUGGAAGCUGCGGGACAGUGA
Myripristis murdjan (pinecone soldierfish) is the source of this 1191-nucleotide messenger RNA. RefSeq names its product polymerase (RNA) III (DNA directed) polypeptide F (gene polr3f). The transcript is spliced from 9 exons. The record is from RefSeq and is a predicted model, not a curated record. NCBI's taxonomy places the organism in Eukaryota, Metazoa, Chordata, Actinopteri, Holocentriformes, Holocentridae. Gene Ontology annotation, cellular component: RNA polymerase III complex. Gene Ontology annotation, biological process: transcription by RNA polymerase III. The coding region runs from base 96 to 1046 and encodes 316 amino acids.